Molecule: messenger RNA, 3290 nt
Organism: Brassica rapa (field mustard)
Lineage: Eukaryota; Viridiplantae; Streptophyta; Magnoliopsida; Brassicales; Brassicaceae
Cellular component (GO): nucleus
Source: RefSeq, a predicted model, not a curated record
UUUAAUGAAGUAGGUAGAUUUUUUUUGGGGUGUUGGUUUGGUUUUCGAUUAUUGUAAUGGGUGCAGGAGUUGAAUGUGCACUCACAUGUUACGUGCACAUGAGUUUUGGCUUCUACUUUGUUUCCCAUACACACGAGAAGAUGUUCUUUUGCUCCUUUCUUAUAAAAAAGUUAAUAAUCAUUAACCAAAUAAUACUUGAGAAAUAUCCUGAAUAAUAUUAAGGGGUGGAGUUAGAAUAAUGAUUUAGAGUUUAGAAUAACUAAAUCAUUUUAGUAUAUAAUUAAUACUGUUUUGAAUAUUUUUCUUUUAUGUGAUAUUUAUCAUAAUUUUGUUUUUUGUAUUACACUUUUGUGAAUAUAGAUUUAGAUAAGGAUUCGAUUAAAAGUUUUAUUUGUGAAUUUGCUGAAAAAACUUGUUAAAAAUGAAAAAUUAAAAGAAAAGAAUGGUUCAUUAUCUUUAGAGUUUAAUGAGACUAGGUAACAAAGUUUCCUAUAUCCAUUUUUUCAGGAGUAUAUUUAAGAUGCUACUCGCACAGAACAUCAAAUUUGAGCAAAAUCAUUCAUAGAUUCAUGUUGAAAAAACAUAAUCACAUUAUGGCCAUCAAUUAAAAUCUCAUAGAAUUAGAUCUUACUUUUAACACCAUAACAAACUGAUAAGAGUAAGAACACUUUUCUAAAAGUAUAUACUAAAUGUCAAAAAGAUACCUAAACUUAUAUAAAAAAAUAAAUUAAUAUAAAUUAUUAAACUAAUAUAUAGCAUAAUUGUUAAUAUCUUAAUUUUACAUAUAUUUUCCUGAUUUUUCCAUAUCCUUCUCGUUCUUCUAAAAUUUCCAAAUCCUUUUUGAUAUGUUUCCAUAAUCCUAAUACUAUCAAAUAAAAAAAGCUAAGGAUCAUUGCGAGGUGAAGGAAGGAAGGAGGAGAUGACGAAACCAAAGAGAGACGAACUGAAUCAAAUCCUUUCUAGUUAUUUCGAUACCAUUAACGAUACUCUCCAGUUGUUCGAGCACUCUCCGCCUCCGACACAAGUCAAAAUAAACUGGAACGAUGUACUUCAGAUGUCUGAUCACCUCUCCAGACAAGCCACCAUAGUCGGAAUGCUAUGGACUGGAGAACCUCCAAAAGCUGAAGCAUUGAAAGAGACAAUGGAGUCAUACUACAACGCGCUUCAAGGGUUUUUGUUGCUUUGCCAUGGAAGCAUGAUUGGUGCUGUUCCUACACUUUCUUCAUCCAUACAAGCCUCUGUGAAGCAGAUUGUUGAUUCCAGCUUCAAGUUGUUGCAUGGUUCUGUCUCUUUAUACGGAGGUGAGAAAGACAGGAAGCCGUCAAUACCGCAGCUUACAGGAGCAGUGUGGGAGGCAUGCUCUAACUUAAAGAAGAUUCCUACGACAAACAUCAAAGCAAUUGGCCGAGCAAUGACACAGGUCGCUGUUUCCGUGAAGGAUGUUCUUAGGGAGAUGCAAGAACUUAAGCCAGCUUCAGCUUGUUCGUCACCCGAGCAUGAUGUUUCUGUAAACUCAGAUGAAGAUGAUGACGAUUUAGGCGAUGACUUGUCACCUGAAGAGCUGGAUGUUGCUGCAUUGGUGGCUGAUGUUGUGUCUGACACCCUCAUAGUGGUGAAAGAACUCAUCCGGGCUAUUGCAAGCAUGAUUAAGAUGGAGAAUCCAGAGGACAAAGGUGAGUUUGUGGACUCGUUUGAGAAGCUACUCAAGUUGUGUCAAGGAACAGGAGAACAGAUUGAUGAGCUUGGAGCCUGUGUGUAUCCCCCACAGGAGCUGAGUCUCAUGAAGCAAAUAUUGGAGAGAAUAAAUGGAUACAUCGGUGAGAUUGAGGCUGAUGCUAUUGGUUUCAUGAACUCUUCUUCAUCAGAAGCUUUCUUGGGAGCAUGCAGAAGGGUGCAGAGUGUGAUUGAACAUAUGGAGACCGAACUAGACACAAGAACUGAAGCUGAAGUAGUUUGCAAUAUGCACAAUGUUACUCUUUAACACUCAAGUUUCUUACUUAGCUUUCUGCAUGUGCACCGGUGACAGUUAUAUGAAAUGAAGCUGUUGCAUAUAUAUCUUGUUAACUAAUACAUACUAAAUCUCAGUGUUCUAAAAAUUUAUCUAUGCGGCAAAUCAGGUUUAAAUGAAACGAUUUCACUAAGACGGUUUUUCUUCUUCUAAAAUUGGCAUAGGCAUUCAAAAAAAUCGGUGUAGGCGGCUGCUUAAACAAAAAUCAUCUAUAAAGUAGUUAAGCACUGCCUAUUGGUUUCUUGAACAUUGCUAAGUCCUAUUUCAGAAUGAAAAAUAACAAUGAUUCUCUGAGAGGAGAGAUCUAAAAGAAACAGCUCAAGAAUCUAAAAACUCAGAGAGUUUUUUCCUACAAUGCAUGAGUGAGCUCAAGAGUAUCUGUAGAAGCCUCUCUACAUACAGGAUACAAAUGGAUUCUAUCAGACGAAGCAUUCCUCUCUUUCGAAUCAAUCUCAUAAAUGCAUUUCCAGACAGCACUAUUAGCCUUAAACCCACUUCCAAACCCAGUCAGCCACACAUUUCCAGACAGCACUAUUAGCAUUCCUCUCUUUCGAAUCAAUCUCAUAAAUGAUUUUUGUUCGUUUUUGCAUAAUUUCUUUUUGUUAAAUAUUUAAUUUUUAUUUACACUUUCUGUAUAAUGUUUAUCAAACAACAUAAAUAAAAAUAUACUAACUUUAAUCAAACCUAAUAUACCACUAAAAAUCCGUUAAGGCUUAAUAUUACUAUAUUUAUAUUUUUUAUAAUUUUUACAUAUUUAUACAACAUAAUAUACCUAUAAUUAAAAUACAUAAACCAAUAUGAAUUUUUAUGAUUAAUAUUAUUUAUAAUAUUUUAUUUUAUUUUGUAUACAUCUAAAGUAUAAAGUUGCUUAGACUUUACAAAACAAAAUUAUUUUGUAAAUAUUUAUAUAUGUUCAUGAGUCUUCAAAGUUUUAUUGGUAACAUCUAUAUAUAUAUAAAUAUGUUCGCUUCUCUGCCAAAAUAAAACAAAAGACUGAAUAUAAAUGAAUGCAGUCAAGGGUAAUUGAACCCAUCACCUUCAGCACUGGUAAUUUAUCUUAGAACCACUAGGCUAAAGUCACUUUUUAUAAAUAUGUGGCCGCGAAAAUACUUAUUAUCGUGUCGGCUGGAAGCCCAUGCUUCUUCUGCUUGUGGCCAGAGCCGGCACUGAACUGACGUCAAGAUGAAGAUCGUGAAGUUAAAAACUUUGCUCCAGACAGUUUUGCAAUGUUUCCAACCUUUAUAACUUGAUGCAUAUAAUAUAUAUCAAAAUACAUUUGUUA